CUUGUUUUGGCUGCCUUUUUGGACCUGUUUCACUGUACCCUUCCUUUUUUUAAAAAAAAAAAACAUUUGAAGAGUUGGUCAGGAGGAAGAAAGCAAAUAUUAAAGACAGUGUUUACACUGUGUGGUUUGAAGUCAGGUGAGAGAUAAUUAUGGCUUUUGAAGCUGAGGACCUGAGGACCAUCAUUUGAUAACCUGGGGUUAGCAGUUUAAAGGUGACAUGUUUGAAAGAAAGAGAAUUGUAUAAGGAAGGAAAAGACGGGGGAAAAGGAAGUUUGGGAGAGGCUGUGCCAGUAAGCCUGGGGAGGAGAGUAAAUAAAUAGUAUCUUAAAGUAAUUGUGGGCUUGUGUCUCUCAGCAGGAGGGUGAAAAUGAAAGCAGGCUGUAGCAUCGUGGAAAAGCCAGAAGGAGGUGGAGGGUAUCAGUUCCCCGACUGGGCCUACAAAACAGAGUCAUCCCCAGGCUCCCGGCAGAUCCAGCUGUGGCACUUCAUCCUGGAGCUGCUGCAGAAGGAAGAGUUCCGCCAUGUCAUCGCCUGGCAGCAGGGAGAGUACGGAGAGUUUGUCAUCAAGGAUCCAGACGAGGUGGCCCGCCUCUGGGGCCGCAGGAAAUGCAAACCACAGAUGAAUUAUGACAAGCUAAGCCGAGCCCUCAGAUACUAUUACAACAAAAGAAUCCUUCAUAAAACUAAAGGGAAAAGGUUUACUUACAAAUUUAACUUCAGCAAGCUGGUGAUGCCCAACUACCCAUUCAUCAACAUUCGGUCAAGUGGUGUCGUUCCUCAGAGUGCGCCACCAGUGCCAACAGCCUCUUCGCGGUUCCAUUUCCCACCUCUGGACACUCACUCUCCAACUAGCGACGUUCAGCCAGGGCGCUUCUCUGCUGGCUCCCUGACUGCAGCUGGCCAGGAGUCAAGUAAUGGCACUGACAGGAAGGUGGAGCUCUCGGAGCUGGAGGACGGCUCAGCUCCUGACUGGCGCCGGGGUGUGGACCUCAUGUCCUCCAGGAGUGCUGUCAGUGGAGGAGGGAUGGGCCAUCAGAAACGCAAGCCUGACAUCAUGCUUCCUCUGUUCACCAGGCCAGGGAUGUAUCCAGACCCCCAAAGUCCCUUUGCUGUCUCUCCGAUCCCUGGCCGCGGAUUUAAUGUCCCUAUUUCGCCAGCCCUCUCACUGACUCCCACCAUCUUCUCCUACAGCCCCUCACCAGGCCUGAGCCCCUUCACCAGCAGCAGUUGCUUCUCCUUCAACCCUGAGGAAAUGAAACACUACCUUCAUUCUCAAGCCUGUUCUGUGUUCAACUAUCAUCUGAGCCCCCGGACUUUUCCCCGUUUCCCAGGGUUCAUGGUUCCGCCACUGCAGUGCCAAGUGCACCCAGAGGAGCCCUCUCAGUUUUCUAUCAAGCUGCAGCCACCGCCAGUUGGGCGCAAGAACAGGGAGAGGGUGGAGAGCAGUGAGGAGGCAGCACCUGUCACAGUUACCAGCAUGGCACCUGUGCCCCCAAGAAUCAAGGUGGAGCCCACCCCUGAGAGAGAUCCUGAGGGCCUCAGGCAGUCAGCCCAAGAGAAGGAGGAGCUCACUCAAGAAGCAGGUGCUGUGCCAAGCAGGACCACAGAAGAGGGAAAGGGCACUGUCUUUGCUCGCCCUGCUGCACCGCCUGUCUGGCCCUCAGUGCCCAUUGGUACCCCAAGCGAAGAGCCCCUGGAAGUGUCUGAAGACAGUGAGGACAGGACCGGUAAAGAGCCCAGCGUACCUGAGAAGAAAGAAGAUGCCCUGAUGCCUCCCAAGCUCCGGUUAAAGCGACGCUGGAACGAUGACCCUGAAGCCCGAGAGCUGAGUAAGAGUGGCAAGUUCCUCUGGAACGGGUCAGGACCCCGGGGCCUGGCAGCCGCUAACUGCAGAUGCUUAGGACCGGAAGUGGGCUGGGAACUGUUUAUACUAUAAUCAAAUACAUACAUGUAUUUAUGUAGCAAGGUUCAGGGUGGGGGGCGGGCGGGAGGGCUUAGACUGGUUUGAUCAUUCUAGGGGCAUAGACUUGUAUUUUUAUGUUUGGGGGAUGGGAUGGGGCAUCUUCUGUUGUAAAUUAGGUGAGAUAUGAACACACUUUUUUUUCCUGAUGAGGACACAGGGAGGGUAUUGAAGAGAGAAGGAGCCUCUUUUUCCUGUCGGGGCGUCCACUCAAGGAAAGAACAAGGAAACUCGUAAAAGGGCCAAGAUACUUCUUGGUCCUGUGAUAGUUCAGGUUCCAGAUGUCUGUCUUUUCUAUUCUGUUUAUAUACAGAAAGCCAUCGAUGAAUUUACUUUGCUCUGAGAUGCAUAAAAGGGAAACGGGCGCAGCUGGAGGUUGAACAGUGAGAGACCAUUAAUACUAUUUUGUCUGAAAUGUUUCUUUAGAAUUAUUUCUGGGGAGGAGUGGAAUAUCCAGUCUUACUGGGUCAGUGGGUGGGGGAAAUGUUCAGAUGUUGCUCUUUUUCGUUUUUUCUUUUUUCUUUUUUUUUUGGUUGUUUGGCAAUUUUUGUUUUUCUUUCUCAAAAACAUGUUUUCAAGAAACAUGAAUGUACUGCCAGUUAGAGUGGGGUUGGGAAGGUAGCCACUCGGCUGUAUGGUUGAGUCGGGAAGCCCCACCAUGAGUUUCUGGACUUUUCACCUCCUUCACCUAUUAAGAAGCCAUGAGAAGCUGUAAACUCUUGUUCAGGGAAGAAAGAAGAGGGCAGGAGGAAGUAACCCAAUGCCUUUAAAAGCAAAACAAGAAUAAUCCUUCAUUUUCCUUUUUCCAUCUUGGGUUUGGGGAGCCAAACCAAAGUGCAACUGGGAGCAAGUUCACCGAGAGGCGUGACAGCGUUGUCGAAGGUGUCUUUCCAUUACGUCUAGUUCUCUGCUGUUCUUGAGUCAAGCCUUAACUAUGAACAUACUUUAAGAUGAUACGGGUCUGUCAACAUAAACCUGUAAAAGUGCAUGGACAACUUUUCAGAUAAUCCAGGAAUGUUGAGACUUGGUAAUAUUUCUGGCCGAUACUUAGUUCCUGUUGAUGUCGUUGGAAUGGGUAGCAAAAAGGCAAGAUGGUGGGAGUUUAGGGCAGAUGCUACCUGGAAACGCGGAAGAUAGCUGGGGGUACAAGUGGGUGAUGUUGAGACUGAAGAAAGAGAUGGAAAGAAGACACAGAAGGCAGCCAGGUGCCAAGAAGGCCUGUUACAAGUGAGACCGUUGGUGUCUGUCCUGCUGUGUUACGUUCUUGCCCAACCCAUUUGCCUAGAUUGUUCUGAGUCUUACGAUCAACCAACGGUCCUACAGGAGACUCCAGUUUACAGACAGCGAGGAAUUGUUUCUUCAUGGAAGUUCCCUUCCAAAUUCAGAGGAAUGGGAAACUGUUGAUCUGAUGCGAAGCAAAAGGGGCCUGGACUAGGAGCCGAGAGAAAGCAGCAGCAGCAGCCAGCCUUCGGGUGUGCACAUGUUCUUACCUGAUGCGCUUCAGCACCUCGCUGGCUAAGACCACCUGGCAGCAGGGAGGGGAGACCUAAUUCCAUACCUCACAAGGGCAAGGGGGCACAGGGCUGUGCUAGGGAUUGCAGAAUUCCUGGCUCCAUCUUAGCCUAAGUGAAGCCUGUAUACUACAUAACAUUUGAGGCUUAUGUUUUAUGGUUGGGUGUUUUUUCUUUUUUUUAACUGGAGUGCAUACAGGAGAUUGGGGCUCAGGAAAGGUUAGAGGAGGUUGAGUGUGACGUUCGAACUGGCUUGGAAUGACAUGCCUCCAUCAUGCUGUUUUCUGCCAAGUCUCUCCCUUUGGAUUCAGGUUUCACAAACGACUUGUCUUUCCCCAGGAGAGGGACUAGGAGAAUGGUCAGGCUGCAGAGGGGUCCCCAUUUAGGCUGCCUUUGGUGGAAGUAUUUUUGCAGUUUCUUUCUCUGCACCUCAGCUUACCUCUGAAUCAGAAAGCAAGCCCAGCAGGGGGAGGAGGGUCCUCUGCUUGGCAUUGCCAGAUCUAACCAGGGAGACUGGCUGGCCACCACUGCCUGCUAGAGGGGAGGGCCAGCAGGUGUCUGUAUGAACUCAGGAAUAGAAACACGAGGCCUUUAAAAUAAGAGAGAGGAAAAAAAAUCCAUGAUGCAUACCCGUAACCCCCUAGAACCCAAGUGCCAGGAUUAAUUCCUAGAUGCUGCUUCUGUUUGAACAAAAAGUCACUGCUUUUACACUUGAAAAAAAAAAAAAACCACACUCAAAAAAUGCGCUCAACUCCAUGAAAAAUGUUUUCUGGCUUUUAAGAAAUUGUUUGGUGUUUGUUUCCUCGAUUGCCAUUCCACCAGUAAAUUGUCGGUUGAUUUGCACUGCACACUGGGGUUGGGGCUGGGGGGGCAGGGUCCUCACACAGAGCGGAACUGGGUCUUGCUCAGGAAGUGGACCAGGGCUCGCGGAGGUCAUUGCUGUUUCCUGGGGCAAAAGAAUGGGAGCGAGUUCCCCUCCAGCCCACUCCUGUCACAGCCCUUGUAGAGCCAGGCCCCUCUCUUCUGUGACCAUCUCAUCACUCCAACAGCAGGUGGAAAAGGGCGGGGUGCGGGGGGGGGAUGGCAAGACCAGACCUGUUCUCUCCCUCUCUCCACUUUUUUUUUUUUUCCAAAUGUUGCUGUGCCAAAUGUUUAAAACUGUGUAAAUAUGAAUCUAUUUAAACGUUAUUAAUCAAGAAUUCGUUCAUGUAAACAGUUCACCUUUUUAAAUGUAGAAAACAUUACAGAUCUCUUAAGGACGUACAGCCUUGCUGAGCUCACCUUUUUUCCUGAAGAAUGGGUAGGAGCAAAACAAACAGGUCACUGAGUCCCUUCGCCCUAACUUUCAAGCUGCACUGCAUUAAACCCCAAGUCACUAAUCCGAGGAGUCAUUGCACCUUCAUCCUCCACGGGCCGAGGCACUUUUCAGAAGCAUUAAAACAGUAUGUCACUUCUCACCAAAUGGGUAGUCAGUUGCUGUUUGUCCCUUGUUUUUUUUUUUAUUUAUUCCAUAAUUAUGUUCGUGCUUUUUGUUUUGUAAACAGUGAUGGAACUUACAUUUUUUUGUGUGUGUAAGAAAAAAAAAAGACUGAUUCAGACCUUAAGCACUGUCCCAUUUUUAGUCUUCUUGGGGGGAAAAAAGUUACCAGUUAAUUUGUUUUGAGAUAUUUAGGCAUUCUUUUGAGUUAUAAAAUUGUGAUGCA
This is a messenger RNA of Tupaia belangeri chinensis (Chinese tree shrew), 5174 nucleotides long. It is a transcript of the gene ETV3, whose product is annotated as ETS variant transcription factor 3. Gene Ontology annotation, biological process: cell differentiation; regulation of transcription by RNA polymerase II. The record is from RefSeq and is a predicted model, not a curated record. The transcript has 4 exons. NCBI's taxonomy places the organism in Eukaryota, Metazoa, Chordata, Mammalia, Scandentia, Tupaiidae. The coding region runs from base 368 to 1936 and encodes 522 amino acids. Gene Ontology annotation, cellular component: nucleus. Gene Ontology annotation, molecular function: DNA-binding transcription factor activity, RNA polymerase II-specific; sequence-specific DNA binding.